AUGUCUAAUCAUCCUUAUACUGAUACUGACAAUGCUCAUCAUGGUGGCCAUUCUACUGGUCACCGGUACACGGAUGCUCAAGAUGCCCCUUGCGAAGGAGAAAAGGAAAACUGUCCUAUUCAGUUACAACAACUCAAAGCUGAGGUUAAUCAACUACGAGCUAGGAAUGCUGAGCUCAAGCAUGUUGCCCAAAUGAAGAAUUCAAGUGAGAGCCACGAGAAUGUACCAGAGCGGUCAAUUCCUCGACCUUCAAAUCUUAAAAAUACAAGCAUUGCAGAAAUUCGGCAACAUAUGGGUCUCGAAGGAAAGGAUUCAGAUUCAAAGAAGAACUGGCUCAAUCAUCGUAAAACGGUCCGAGAUGCUCUAACAGUGACACGCCUAAAUUUUGGCUAG
This is a messenger RNA of Lentinula edodes (shiitake mushroom), 393 nucleotides long. RefSeq lists its product as uncharacterized. Lineage: Eukaryota; Fungi; Basidiomycota; Agaricomycetes; Agaricales; Omphalotaceae. The record is from RefSeq and is a predicted model, not a curated record. The transcript has 3 exons. Bases 1 to 393 code for a protein of 130 amino acids.